Molecule: messenger RNA, 1025 nt
Organism: Scomber japonicus (chub mackerel)
Lineage: Eukaryota; Metazoa; Chordata; Actinopteri; Scombriformes; Scombridae
Gene: mrpl47
Product: mitochondrial ribosomal protein L47
Exons: 7
Coding region: 1-783 (260 amino acids)
Biological process (GO): mitochondrial translation
Cellular component (GO): mitochondrial ribosome; mitochondrial large ribosomal subunit
Molecular function (GO): structural constituent of ribosome
Source: RefSeq, a predicted model, not a curated record
AUGGCGGCGUCCUCAUCCGCAGGACGCGUUGCGACUCUUUGCAAGCAAUUUCAAAACGUCUUCAGGAUAUCUUCAACAAUACAUACUCAGAAAUGCGCUGCUAACUUGACAAAAGUCCAGUCUAAUUUUUACAGCAGAGAAAAGUCUCCACUUGUUGCUCCAUGUUCAUUCAGUCUCACCAGCUCUCUGGGCCAGUGUCGCAGUCUGCACACAACCAUCAGCAGGAGGGGGCUGGAUGAGUUCUUUGACUCCCCUGAAAACUGGGGAGAGUCCACGGUGAAAUCAGGUGCACCAUGGACUGCAAAACAACUGAGAACAAAGAGCAAUGAAGAGUUACACAAACUCUGGUAUGUGCUGCUGAAAGAAAAGAACAUGCUGCUCACGCUUGAGCAGGAAUCAAAAAGGCAAAGGGUUCAGAUGCCAAGUCCAGAAAGAAUAAGAAAGGUUGAGCGAUCGAUGAUCAGGCUGGAGACAGUGGUACAGGAGAGAGAGACUGCGCUGCGUCUGCUGCAGACAGGACAGGAGAAAGCCAGGCCAGGAGCCUGGAGGAGGAACACAUUUGGAUAUGUCUACUGGUAUCGAUUCAAAGAGUAUGCAAUCCCUUGGUACAUGAACAAAAGAUACAAGCGAAAGAGGUUCUACACACCCAAGUUUGUCGAACCACACAUGAGGCUGCGUUUAGAGAAGCACCUUCGGGACAAGUCCAGAAAAGCCAACUUAGAAAGGGAAACCAAGGCCAGACUCCUCAAGACGUUUCCUCAAAUGAAGGUUCCAGCAUCAUGAAACUUCACAUUUGCUGAUCAUUUUUGAUAGCUGUGAUCCUGACAUCUGUCCAGACACGAAGCCUGCUGAGGCCAUACCAAUAAAUUCAGAUUGAGUCUGAAUCAGCUCACUUUGAAUAACUGAAGAUGGUCUGAAACUGUUGUCCCAUGUAGAGUUAAAAUGUUUGUCAAGUUGGUAUUUGAUUCUCUACGAUAAAUAUGCUCCAUCACCAUGAAAUGUUUUCUGUAUUCUUACUAAAUAUU